GUUUGAUUUGCUUCUUUGCAAUAUGUAAAUCAGUCCACCCGUGCACCACAUCUGACAGCGAAGACGAGAAUAUUUUUUGAAUCAAGAAAACAUGAGUGAAGAAGAAAGCGAAGUUACCCUUUGUGGUGUGCCUGAGUGGUUUGGUCUCCCAGAGAACAACACAGCUUCUUACAUAAACGAUGUCCUCAUUGCCGUAGUUACCGUUCCCUUGUGUUGUUUCGCAAUCUGUAGCAACUUGCUCCUACUUGUGACGAUUAUUAAAACUCCGUCGUUACAGAAGCCAUGCAAUAUUCUGCUGUGUAGCCUAGCCGCUGCAGAUUGCCUCACUGGUUUAACAUCUCUACCAAUUUUCGUCGCUUUGCGGUUGAUUAUUCACCGUGUUUCCUCGAUAUGCAGUUAUCAAGAAGACCUAUUCACUGCUUUCUAUGCGUCUACAAUGUUAACAUCUGGAUGGUCCUUUGCUUUUCUAACUUUUAUCAGCUUUGAUCGGCUCAAUGCAUUGUCUAGACCAAUUGCUUACCGUUUGGGCGUAACUAUCGAAGGGACAGUAAAAACGGUGUCUGUUAUUGGAGUUAGUUGGUUUUUGCUGACCAUCUUAGCUCAAUUGUUCCUGUCCUCGCUACUGGAAAUAAUAUUUUCUAUGACAUUGCUGGCCAUGUUCAUAGUUAUCCCGACUAUAAACCACAUUAGAAUGUACCUCGCGAUCCGCCGUCACAACAGCGAACUUAGACAAUCGUUUGGUUCACUGACGCUGACAGCGGUGUUACGGAGAGAAAAGAAGACCGCUAUCGAUAUGUUUGUUAUUAGCAUGGUUCUUCUGCUGUCUCUGAUACCAGGAAUUUUGAUCAAACCCACACAAGUUCCUUUCCCAAGAGUUUACUCGAUUUUGCAGCCCUGGUCCAUAGCAAUGGUGUUUUCAAACUCUGCUUUGAAUCCCCUGAUUUACACAGUAAGGAACAAAAGUCUUAAGGAUGCAAUGAGGAAUGUCCUACUGAGGCGAAAGAGGAGAGCGAUUGGGAUAAUUACUAGCGAGAGCAAUGGAGGAACUUGCGAGUUGGCCCUGCUCUAAACAAGAACAAAGGGCGGGCUUCGAAUUCCUGGAAUCGAUUGUACAGAUUGGAUGCAAAGUAGAUCUUACCACGUGGGAAAGCAUCGGAGCGUUCUACAGUUUGUUAAAUUGAGGUGCUCUUGUAGAAAACAGAAGUUAAUGGUAGACCUUUGAAGAGUCCCUUUUAAUUUAUCUAAUUACUGUAACAAUUAAUUAGUUACAAUUCAGUUAGUUCAGUUAUACUUACUGACGGGAAACAAUAGACUAAUUUCCACAUAAAAA
This is a messenger RNA of Stylophora pistillata, 1330 nucleotides long. Its product is annotated as trace amine-associated receptor 7e-like. The record is from RefSeq and is a predicted model, not a curated record. Gene Ontology annotation, molecular function: G protein-coupled receptor activity. Lineage: Eukaryota; Metazoa; Cnidaria; Anthozoa; Scleractinia; Pocilloporidae. Gene Ontology annotation, biological process: G protein-coupled receptor signaling pathway. Gene Ontology annotation, cellular component: membrane.